GAGCUGGUUUAUCUCAAAAAACACAGCCAUAUACCACGUGGAUACCGGUAGUGCGAGCAGGUAUUUUUGCAGAGCUGCAGAACAUCGUGAAAGCGCUCAAGCGAGAUAAACGGUUGCAAUACAUUUACCUGAACGAGUUAAUGUUAUUGUAGUAACCAAACUUGUGGCAGGCGUUGAGCUCCUGCGUCAGAGUUUACGCACCAUGCGCCCCGUGUGACUGGGAGCGCUGUGAUUUCGCAUCUCUGUGCGCGCAGAGAUGUUGCAUACUGAGACAGUGCCUGAAUGAAGACGCCGUACACUCACUUUGGAGUCAUACUGUCGCACUGACUCGGACGUUAGAGCCCAUCCUGCACACGACUGAAGAUUUAAGAAAAAGAGCACAACUUGCUUUCCCUGCUUCCUCCUGAUCUCCCUCAGUCAACCCAGGCUCUCCGCUUGCCUCCACCAGCCUCAACCUGAAGGAGCUCCCACGUUGCAGCCAUGCCAAAGAACACCAAGGUGACCCAGCGGGAGCACAGCAAUGAGCCAGUCACUGAGUCGGUGGCUGACCUGCUGUCCCUGGAGCACCCCAUGGACUAUAAGAGCAGUCAGAUGAGUAUGGGUCUGAGUCCUGGCUCUACUGCUCCAGUAAAGGCCCUGCUACCCUCCCCUGACCCAGAUGCCGAGGACGGCCGACCGGCGUGGAACAACAAGCUUGAGUACAUCCUGGCCCAGGUGGGCUUCUCCGUAGGCCUGGGUAACGUCUGGAGGUUUCCCUACCUGUGCCAGAAGAACGGCGGAGGUGCAUACCUGGUGCCCUACUUUAUUCUCCUCAUCCUCAUCGGCAUCCCCUUGUUCUUCUUGGAGCUGGCGGUGGGUCAGAGGAUCAGGCGUGGCAGUAUCGGGGUGUGGAACUAUGUUUACCCACAGCUGGGAGGCAUCGGGGUUUCCAGUCUCAUGGUUUGCGGUUUUGUGGGCCUCUAUUAUAAUGUGAUUAUCGGCUGGAGCAUCUUCUAUUUCUUCCAGUCGUUCCAGUAUCCAUUGCCAUGGGCUGAAUGCCCCAUCGAGAGAAAUGGAACCCAAGCCAUCGUGGUGCCGGAGUGUGAGAAGAGCUCGGCCACCACUUACUUCUGGUACCGCCAGACUCUCAACAUCACCAGCUCCAUUGACGACACGGGGGGCCUGAACUGGAAGAUGACCCUGUCCCUGCUGGUGGCUUGGAUCUUGGUCUGCCUGGCUGUCAUCAAGGGUAUCCAAUCCUCUGGGAAGGUGAUGUACUUCAGCUCUCUCUUCCCAUAUGUGGUGCUUUUCUGUUUCCUGGUGCGAGGUUUGAUGCUGAAGGGAGCAGUGGAUGGCAUCGCUCACAUGUUCACCCCUAAGCUGGAAAAGAUGUUGGAGCCGCAGGUGUGGAGAGAAGCAGCCACGCAGGUCUUCUUUGCUCUCGGGCUGGGCUUUGGCGGCGUCAUCGCUUUUUCCAGCUACAACAAGCGGGACAACAACUGCCACUUUGACGCAACACUGGUCUCCAUCAUCAACUUUGUUACCUCCAUUCUGGCCACGUUAGUUGUGUUUGCUGUCCUGGGGUUCAAGGCAAAUGUCAUGAACGAGAAGUGUGUUGUCGACAAUGCAGAGAAGAUCCUGGGCUUCCUAAACACCGGUGAACUGAGCAAAGAGCUGAUCCCUCCUCACAUUAACUUUUCCCACCUGUCCACUGUGGACUACGCAGAGAUGUACAGUGUCAUUAAGACGGUGAAGGAGGAAAGCUUCAGCCAGCUGGGCCUGGAUGCCUGUUUGCUGGAGGAUGAACUCAACAAGGCAGUUCAGGGCACUGGCCUAGCGUUCAUCGCCUUCACAGAGGCCAUGACACAUUUCCCUGCCAGUCCCUUCUGGUCUGUUAUGUUCUUCUUCAUGCUGAUUAACUUGGGUCUGGGAAGCAUGAUAGGCACCAUGACUGGCAUCACUACACCCAUACUGGAUGCUUUCAAGAUCCGGAAAGAGAUUCUGUGUGUGGCUUGCUGUAUCAUAGCCUUUCUUUUGGGCCUGCUGUUUGUGCAGCGUUCAGGAAACUACUUUGUCACCAUGUUUGACGAUUACUCAGCUGGUUUGCCUCUCACUGUGGUGGUGAUCCUGGAAAACAUCUCUGUUGCCUGGAUCUACGGCACAAAGAGGUUCAUGCAGGACCUGGAGGACAUGCUUGGUUUCAGGCCAUAUUCCUUUUAUUUCUACAUGUGGAAGUAUGUGUCACCAGCUAUCCUGGUGGUGCUGAUCACCGCCACUGUCAUCGAGAUGGCCGUCAGUCCUGCAGGAUACAACGCCUGGGUGGAGGCUGAGGGUGCAGAGCAUUUCCAAAGCUACCCUCCGUGGGCUUUAGCCAUGGCCUACGCCCUCAUCGUGGUGGCUAUGCUGCCUCUACCCGUCGUCUUCAUUGUCCGCCACUUCAAUCUGAUCUCAGACGGUUCAAACAAGCUGUCCGUAUCCUACCGUAAAGGCAUGAUGAAGGACAUCUCCAACCUCGAAGAGCAAGAUGAGCAGCGCUUCAUCCUCAGCAUGAACCCCAGCGAGGCUCCUUCUCCAAUGCCCACCCACCGCGCUUACCUGGGCCCCGGCGGCACCCAGGAGAUGACCAACACCAACUAUGGCACCAACACUAAGACGAGCUACCAGAACAUCGGCUCACCCGAGUCUGAGCUAUGAUCCACUGAGCUCAUAGAUCCUCCCGUCCAUUGAACCCCGGCCCUGCUUGGAGAGAGGGAGAUAGAGAAAGAAAGGGAGGAACAGAGGAAGUCAAGAUGGAGAGAAAAUUCACUGCUGGUUGUUGCAGCGUUCAUAACUCCUUAACCCCCAGAGUUGAAUCCCUUAUUUUCUGCACCAUCGCUUCUUACCUGUGGCUCUUCCCUUCUUUCCAGCCCUGAUAUGAUGACCUUUUCCAUCUGUCAACAUAUUAGAGAGGGGGGCAGAGAAAGGAAUUGAGGGAUGAAUGAAGCUUAGAAAGAUCCACUGAUACUGACUAGAUACAGGCUUUGUUUUGUAAUAGCUCUGGCUGAGGUUAAGAUGUGUGCAACACUAAAAGGCUUUACAUUGUACUGAACCGCAAUCCCAUGUGUCACCAGUUUAGAGAAGGUUAUUUUUCAGACAGUUGGAUGUUCCAAGAUAUAGGAGAUCCUCAACCUUAUUCUGGUUCAGUUGUAAAGGAUUGUUAUUUGUGGGGAUAGGAUGGAAGGAGACUCAGAAAAAAAUUGUAUGAGAGCAUUUCUUAGAAAACAAAAUGAUUAUAAAUACAUCCACAACAGUAUGUAAUAAGUGAUUCUGAUAGUGUAAACAGUGUUACAAGCACAUUACAUCUUUAAGUUCAUUGUGCCUAUCAUGCAUCAGCAAUAAUAACCAGUCAAAGUAGGGUCUUCAUAAAACUGUGGAUCUCCUUCUACCCCUGCAUUCCCCACUGAUGUAGAAUACUGUACAUAUGUGUUGUGCAAUAGUCAGAGAUGUCACCGUAAAUCAUGUAUAUACACCGCAGUAUAGUGCAAAACUUUUCGCCUCUUCAUUUUGUCUCCGUAAAACACAGAAGCACAUUCACUUGCUAUCGUUAGAGCAUCUCUGAGCCUUAACACAGAGCAGCACUUUUCUUUUAAACAACCUCUCUCCUCGACAAACAAGGCUCUGGAGUUGUUGCCAAAAGCACUGCACACGUCGUCACUGUGCUGUUCCAGUCGCAGCUGGCAUAGACAAAGCUUUUCCAUUUCAAUCAUUUUUAUCAGGCGUGUCCAUUUUAAUCAAUGCCUUAGAAGGGCAGGAGGUGGCACUGCACGUGCAGAGAUAAGCACAGUGGUUUGUGUUUUAUGAGCGGCGAGCUUCACGAUUGUCUCUGUGCAGAGAGGCAGACGACUAUAAAGGAAUAGAAAAUGUGAGUUCUGUCUCCGUGUACGUGCAGGUGUGUGUGUGUGUGUCGUUUGUUGUCUGCCACUGAACGAGAGCUCCCAGUGACCCUGUCGUUUUAAAAAUAGAGCUACGUUACCCAUGGGAAGCCGUGGCAACACACCAUAGAUACAGACCCUCUUCUGAUGUGGAAGAGGGAGAGAGAGGAGAGUGGACACCUUGCUUUGUCUGCUCCACCUGCACGACUGUUUGUUUGUUUGCAAUACAUAGAUGAGACGUUUUACUGUCAAGGUCCUACAAGAAUAUGUCUCUUGUUACAGCGCAUUGAGUUAGAGGUUCACUGCCAUGCCAUGAUGUGGAUUUAUCAUACUUUCAUCCCUAAGUGGGUGAUGUUUUGGUUUAAUUGUUGUGCAUUCCUCAAAUUGUGACCACUGCAGACAUCAUUUCAUCAGCACUACAAACUACACUUUGAUGUCUUUUUGUGAACUGAGGUGUGAAAACUAAAGCCUUUUUUUAAAUGUAUAAUCUUGUAUGACUACGUAUGUUUAGGAGUAUAAUGUGGAAAUGUACUGCGAUAUAAAUGUUUGGAAUAAGUGGUAAUACACAGAUUUAUCCACUGGGUGUCUCUGCUGGCCAGCAGAUGAGCCAAUGACAGCUCCCCCUGUCUCAGUGGCCCCUCCCUGAGACAACACCAAUACUUGAGACUGAACAGAUGUAGUGCAAAGCACAGUCAGUCACAUUAUUUGGUGCCUGAAUGGCAUCUCUGUUGUCUGUUUGCCUUAUGUUUUUGUCAUUUACUUUUCUUGAUUAUGUUGCGCGUUUGUGUAGAGUUUGGACCAAUGUCUCGUCUGAUUCACUCCAGCACCUUAAUUAGACGGAGACCCUGGAGUUGUUUAUUAAGUACAGAUUUGACAAAAUAUGUGGAGCGGAAACAUUAAUUACAAGAAUGCUGUCACUGAUUAUGUAUUGGUUAGCAAUAUUUAUAUAGAGAGAUAGUGGGCUGAAUGUCCACGAAAGGCACCUAGUUUCAUGUGGACUUAUGACGUUAAAAACAGGCUGAUAUGUGUUUGCCCUGUUAUUAUGCCAGCGUUGAUUGAUGCAUCCAUGCCAUUGUCUGUCACUGCUUGAUCCUCCCUAUUGUACAUGAAGUGGUGACCCAUGCCUGCACUGUUGUCAUAUGUGGUCAUAUGGCCUCUAACAAAGGCUCUUGCAUCUGCUCAGGUUUCUGCCUGUGAUGAAUAUCAUUCACUAGUAAUCUACCAUAAACCCCUUUAUAUAAUCUAUCUUUCAUUAUGAUAAUAUUAAGAUGGUUUAAAUAGAGAAAGUCUGCGUUAAAGGGAGUGAUAUAGCACUAUGACUAUGUAAACCACUGUAAAGACAAAAUAACAUUCCACUCUGGUCUCUCCCUAAAUCAGUGGAAAAGCGGUUCCUCUCUAUCUUGAAUGUUUUAAGAUGUUUUCAAACAAACAUGAAAACACGCUUUUAACGUGUUAAACACUAGAUACAAGUUGCUCAAAUUUAACAUGCAAAAACAUACAGCGCCGACAUGUACAAGAAGUUGUCUUGCAACCCAAAUGGCACAUAACCCGAAGGCACCCACCUGUAUUCACCUGCAGCUUUGGCUUAGCUGGCUUAGAGUUAAAGCACAUAGAGGGAAGCACAGGAAUGUUGAGCACAAUUUCACCAGUCGGUGAGUCAGUGUGGGUGAACUGGAUGAUGAAACUUACUUAUGGUCUGAUCCCUGCACCCUUUAAGGGGCCGCUCACUGAAAUGCACUGCCAUUUUCUCAAGAAUCUAACUGCACCAUUAGUUUGUUCUGCAAAUUUUCUGUAGCUACAGAUUGAUCUGCACAAUAAGUAUAUGGGAAAUGUCAGGGGUGACGAACCUAAGUUACAUAUGGAUGAGAGCACAAUCAAAACACAUGAGUUUAUAUAGCCUUUUGGAAAGCAUGUUUAAAACUCUGUGGCUUAUUCCAAUACAUGAAUUCGCACAGCCACGUUUCACCAAGGAGUUCCCACACUUUCAAGCACUAAUGAAAUAUUCUGCGCAGUGGAAACAAAAUGUCUUCUCAUAUUGGUUCAAAAUUGCUCAGUAAUAAGGUAUUGGCAUUUAGUAUUUAUAUUUGAUUGUUAUUAUUGAAAGCAAAGACUCCGACUCCAGGGUCUCUCUGUCUUGUCCAUGUGUCGGCUGUGUUGCAUUAUGUACUACAAAGCAACUUUUGGAGGUUAAGAUAAGACGCUGCGAUUGAUCAACUCAACAAAAGUAGGGUAAGAGUGUAUUUAUUUAACUGUGCAAUUAGUCUUUAUGUGACCAAACCCAUAGUUAUAUUUAUAGUAUUUAAGACAAUAUAUUUAAUCUGUACAUAUUGAUGUACAUUCUGAUAAAUUCACACUGAGUAUCUAUAGUAAGAGUGACAGGUUGUAUACUUGAGCUGUAAAUAAUAAUUGUAUAUUUUGAAAUAUUUUUUGAUUUUUGUACUGUAGGUAAUGUUACUUUGGUGUUUGUUGGUUUGUGGUGAUACUGUCUGGUUGUUCUCAAUCAAAGCUGAGCGAACGUGUGUGUGUGUGUGUGUGUGUGUGUGUGUGUGUGUGUGUGUGUGUGUGUGUGUGUGUGUGUGUAAAUUCAAAGUAUAUGUAGGUUUUUGGUGUUUAAAUGUGUGUUUUAUUUCUCUUCUCUCAGUGUUGUGUGCUGCUGAUCUAUUCCAGUAGAUAAAAUCCUGUUGUUGCAGUGAACUGGGACCAUUAAUGUAAGCAAUCUCUUCCCUGUGUCUCUCACUGGCUUCCAGCACAAAACUGGCAACACAAACAAAAGGAAAUGUUUGAGUAAAACAAUGAGCACAAGUUUUAUGGUUGAAGAGAGUGAUGAACUGUAGAAAAUACGAUGGAGGGAACAGGAAAUUAAAAUAACCACUUUUAUUAA
Micropterus salmoides (largemouth bass) is the source of this 6771-nucleotide messenger RNA. RefSeq names its product solute carrier family 6 member 17 (gene slc6a17). Lineage: Eukaryota; Metazoa; Chordata; Actinopteri; Centrarchiformes; Centrarchidae. The transcript is spliced from 12 exons. Gene Ontology annotation, biological process: alanine transport; L-leucine transport; glycine transport. The record is from RefSeq and is a predicted model, not a curated record. The coding region runs from base 481 to 2673 and encodes 730 amino acids. Gene Ontology annotation, cellular component: synaptic vesicle; plasma membrane.